Gekko japonicus is the source of this 2263-nucleotide messenger RNA. RefSeq names its product syntaxin 12 (gene STX12). Gene Ontology annotation, molecular function: SNARE binding; SNAP receptor activity. Gene Ontology annotation, biological process: vesicle fusion; intracellular protein transport; vesicle-mediated transport. Bases 91 to 909 code for a protein of 272 amino acids. NCBI's taxonomy places the organism in Eukaryota, Metazoa, Chordata, Lepidosauria, Squamata, Gekkonidae. The transcript is spliced from 9 exons. Gene Ontology annotation, cellular component: synaptic vesicle membrane; postsynaptic recycling endosome; synaptic vesicle. The record is from RefSeq and is a predicted model, not a curated record.
AUUAAGGCGGCGGCAUCAUUAUCAUCACCGGCCCGGCCCGACUGUGCUGAUUUAUUUCUCGCUUUCCGGGAUCCGCUUUUUAAAAAAAAGAUGUCGUACGGUCCGCUAGAGACUUACCGGCCCGGUGGGGUGCCGGCCCCGCCUCGGGACUUCAGCAGCAUUAUCCAGACCUGCAGCGCCAACGUACAGCGCCUGACACAAUGCACUUCUCAGAUAAAGAAUUUGAUGAGCCAACUGGGAACUAAGCAAGACUCCAGCAAGCUUCAGGAAAACUUGCAACAGUUGCAGCACACUGCAAACCGGCUUGCCAAGGAGACCAAUGAGUACCUGAAGGAGCUGGGCUCCCUGCCGCUCCCCUUAUCUUCACUGGAACAGCGCCAGCAGAAACUUCAGAAGGAGCGUUUAAUGAGUGACUUUUCCGCUGCCUUAAAUAACUUCCAAGCGGUGCAGAGAAGAGUGUCUGAGAAAGAGAAAGAAACUGUUGCCCGGGCAAGGGCUGGUUCCCGUCUCUCUGCAGAGGAGAGGAACAAGGAUGAGCAGCUGGUCUCAUUUGACAGCAAUGAAGAGUGGAAUCAGAUGCAGUCUCAAGAAGAGGAUGUGAUAACAGAACAAGACCUUGAGCUAAUUAAGGAGAGAGAAACGGCCAUCAGACAAUUAGAGGCAGAUAUCCUGGACGUGAACCAGAUAUUUAAAGAUUUGGCUAUGAUGAUCCACGAUCAAGGAGACAUGAUCGACAGCAUAGAAUCGAGUAUAGAGAAUGCAGAGGUACACGUGGAAAAUGCGAAUGAACAGCUACAGAGAGCUUCGUAUUAUCAGAAAAAAUCUCGUAAGAAGAUCUGCAUCCUGAUUGUUGGCCUUGUUGUGGUUUCCCUAAUCCUGGGCAUUGUCAUCUGGCAGGCAACAAAAUGAAGUCCCUGAGUAGAAUUGGAUUAACUGCAGUGUUGUCGGGUAUUUUCCCCCCAGCACUCAAGGGGAAAAUAAGUAGACAAGCCUGUGAAACAAAGUGAUCUAGAUGCGAAGGAGCACAAACCAGUUUUCCUCUAGUUAUUCUAUAUAAAAACUAACAUGAAGAAAAAUAGUUCUUGGACUUGGUGAACUCUGACGACAGUAUUUAUCAGUUUGUGUAAAACUAUUUUAUGUAACUGAUCUUGUGGUUUUUUUUGUUUUCUGUACUAUAUAAACUAAAUGCAGUCCCGAAUGUAAAGUGUUGAAGAGUCUAUGACCUUGUUUAACUGACAUGUGCAGAUAUGAUUUUUUUUAAGUCUGUGCUCCUUUUAUAAGUGAUUUGCAUAUGCACUACUUCCAACAAGGACAAACUUUCACUUACCCAGCAAUUUUAAGUCUCUGACUGAUUAAUUAGACACAAUACGGACAGCCACUUCAGGUAGGCACAUACAGGCGAGUUUCUUUCAAAGGGUAGCUCCUCCACCCCAUUGCUGGUCGCUUUUGAAACUUCACCAUGUUUCAGAAGCAGCUUUUUAUGCAGAAUUGUGAGCUGGUAGUUUGGGGGGGGGGGGGAGACCAACUUCACGACACUCAAAAUUAAGCGUACCAUUGUUUGUGUAGGGCUCGGCUUUUAAAUUGCCAAGGGAAAAGGCAACCCUCUUUCUCUUAAAUGCUACAGUAGAAAACAUUGAGGCCACCUGGGUUUGAGACCAAGAAUAUAUCUGGUAACUGGUUUUCUCCCCCUGUGCUAUGUUUGUGGUGACACUGAAUCAUUUUAGCAGUGUGUUCCAAUGUCUUGUUUCCUAGUGAAAUUGUCAUUGGUGAUGGACUGUAGAGCCACUUGAGUCUGUUCUCAGUGUAUGCGUCUAGCCACAUGCAUUAGAGAUAUUUCAUGAAUGUGACUUCAGAUUAUCUUGGAACAAAUACUACUGUGGGUAGGAAACAAAGCACUAAGCCUAUAAUGGCUUCAACAGAUAACAUAGUAAGGGGGGGUAUGCAUUUUGUGGUUAGCUACCAAAUUUCAGUCUUUGAAACAGAAAGCUGCUUUCUCGCAGGGCUGUGAGAGUCUGACUGAACUGAUGUACUGGUGGAAUUGUUAAAUAGAGCACUUUCAGUCCAGUCCUACUCCUCAAAGUAACUGGCAAAAAAGAGAUGUACAAGUUGCUGGUCCUAUAUUCAAGAACCUGCAACUUCCUUCUACUGACACACUCAUUUAUAUUUGUUCCUGUUUUCCCUUAUGUAAAUUACUAAACUGUGAAAGUGAAAGUCUGUGUGGGAGAACGAUGCCCUCAGUUGCACAUCUUUCUUUGCACUACGA